Molecule: messenger RNA, 1152 nt
Organism: Musa acuminata subsp. malaccensis (wild Malaysian banana)
Lineage: Eukaryota; Viridiplantae; Streptophyta; Magnoliopsida; Zingiberales; Musaceae
Source: RefSeq, a predicted model, not a curated record
UCUUUCUAUUAAUGGUUGGACAAUUAAUCCUUUCCACUAUAUUUAGAGAUGCUUUGAUCCUUUAUAUCUUCUCAAUUUACAGCUUAUUCUCUAAUAGGAGUCCUACCAAAUGGCCGAUGAAGAAGGUGAUAUGCCCUGACAUCUUUCGUUUUGACUUCUUACUGUCAUCCUUAUAUGAUUCUUUUUCAUUUUCUUCCUCCCUCUCCUCUUCUUUCAGGUUCUUCGAUUCUGGAUGACUCUCCGAUCGAGCAAGUUCGGUUGACAGUCCCACCAACAGAUGAUAACACAUUGCAGGUCUUGACAUUCCGAACAUGGCUUAUCGGAAUCCCCAUUUGCAUCCUCGGGUCCGUAAGUGCAGCAUUAUCCUUUUACCGACAGCAAAUGUUCUAUUUUUCACAUGUCUGCAUCAACAUGAUGGUGUUCAUUGCUGGGAAACUAAUGGCUAACAUGCUACCGAACAAAGUGAUAAGAAUGCCAUACACAAACUGGAGUUUCUCGUUGAAUCCGGGACCCUUCAACUUGAAAGAACAUGUGGCGACCACCAUGUUGGCCGGCAGGGUAAGUGCUUCUGCCGGCUUUGAAAUAUUAACCAUAUCCAAGAUCUACCACAAGGAUAUCCCGUUACUGCCGGCCAUACUGCUGGUACUAUCGAUUCAGUUUCUCGGAUAUGGGUUUGCUGGCAUAUUCAUGAAGUUGCUAGUGCACUCGCCCUAUAUGUGGUGGCCUUCGACUCUAGUAGACGUCGCCUUCUACAGGUUUGAUAUGGAACGAUUUUCCCUCGGACCCAAGCGCUUCGAUCAGCAAAGGAGUACUUGCGCUCUGCCUCCUAGUGCUCGCUCGCGGAUGAGGGCCCGGUACUCAUCGCCUGCCAUUGUUGUCCUCCGACUUGGUCGGCGAAGCUCGAGUACAGGCCUUCCGUCUACGGGUAGGCAUUCGGGUCGUAUCAUUCCCUAGCCAGGCACAAGGCCAGCCAUCGGAAGCCUAACAGCAAUGUCGAGGAAGCCUCGCCUCGGGCUCUUCCAUGACUAGCGCAAGCGCCUUCUUCCAGCCUCCGGUGGCGGCAGGGUGCUCAGGGUGCCUGAAUACGUUUCCCUUGGGGCAAGCGCUGGGGGGCACAAGAGGUGCCACAACGACGGGAGCGUCGGCAGCGUC